AUGACUCCAUUUCAUAUCCUUUGUUCCUCCGUCGAGCCCCGCCAAGAUCUGUUUGAGAUCCUAUUGUUGUUGAAAGAAGAAGAAGACAAGAGUAAUAACAAGUGCCACCCCUCCUGGCAACAAGUUCUAAGACAAAAAGACGCAAAUGACAAGCAAGCCAUGGACUACUUGAUUACCAACUGGACGCCCAAGACCGCAGCAUUGCUCGAAAUGACCGCCCGGCGAUGGAUGCUGGAUCCAUCUUUCCUGAAGAAUCAGCAGCAUCCCUGGGAUAGUACUCCUGAUCCUAGAUCCAGCAGGAGGUUGGGCAUGGAGCGCAGAGUGAAUGCCGUAAUGAAUGUCAGAAACACCAAAGAAACCAGAUCCUUUUUGUGGAACAAGGCAUCUGACAUGUUCGAGGUGUACACAAAACUGGAAUCCAUUUCGAUUUUGGAAUUGGCCUUGUGGCACAAACAAAUCAAGAGUGGUGGCAUGAUGAAUGUCAAUCGCACCAAGAAAAUAAGUCUGGAUCGGGACCAGUGCCUUAGUCAAUGUGGAUCGGGUGUAGUGCUCCCUACUAUUGGUGCUUUCUUGGGUUUGGAACUACUAGUAGUGGCACAUUCGAAUCCUGCUUCUAGGAACGACGAUCGGCUUUGGAGACAUCUACAAGUAUGA
This is a messenger RNA of Cylindrotheca closterium, 654 nucleotides long. The record is from the annotation of a GenBank genome assembly. Lineage: Eukaryota; Bacillariophyta; Bacillariophyceae; Bacillariales; Bacillariaceae.